Molecule: messenger RNA, 467 nt
Organism: Penicillium verrucosum
Lineage: Eukaryota; Fungi; Ascomycota; Eurotiomycetes; Eurotiales; Aspergillaceae
Product: serine palmitoyltransferase small subunit family protein
Exons: 2
Coding region: 38-403 (121 amino acids)
Source: RefSeq, a predicted model, not a curated record
CCGGAACAUCCUACAAACCUCCGAAUACCCCGCGACAAUGGACUUCAUUAUCUGGGCUGUGUCUAGCCUCUUCCGCUGGAUGCGAUUGAAGGUCUACCAGUAUGAGGUGACCUUCUCCCUCUAUAUGCUUACUCCGAUCGAGAAGCUCAUCUUCAACACGCUGCUCCUUGGCCUCAUUGCUAUGAUCGCUAUGGGAACUUAUAUCUACCUCCCCGACCACCUCCGCGCCAUCUAUGGCCGCCUCUACUACUACUGGGCCGGCGAGCGCUUGUUCAGCUCCGGUCGGUUGUCCAUCAGCUCGGUCUUUGGGGAAAAUGGCAUGGCCACGCAAAUUGGGGACAUGGUGUACGAAACGGCAAAGAACGCCGCUGCCACCUCGACCGAGCGCUUGCGUGAACUGUGAAUAAAAGCCCGACAUGCAUAAUGGUUGCAUUUGCAUUCUCUAUUACCAAGAGUGAGGAAGCGUC